AUGGGCCUCCUGGCUGCGGGUUUUUCGGCGCUGCUGGCGCCAGGCCAUGCGAGUCAGGACUUCCGAGCCGUGGUCGCCUCUGGGGGUUGGCACAGCUGCGCGCUGAAACGUGGCAACGGGGCGGCGGCCUGCUGGGGGGCGGAUGACUAUGGCCAGUCCAGUCCGCCGAAGGGCCGGUUCCUGGCCCUGGGCGCGGGGAAGGCCCACAGCUGCGGGGUGCGUCCCGGGGGCCGAGUCGAGUGCUGGGGCAGCAACGAGCACCACCAGUCCGAGAGCCCGGAGAAGGAGAUCUUCGCGCAGGUGGCCUGCGGCGCGGCGCACAGCUGCGCGCUCAGCCAGGAUGGCGAAGUGCACUGCUGGGGCAGCGACGAGCACGAGAGGAGUUCUGGUGCACCCGUGGGAAGGUUUGUGGCGAUCAGCGCCUCUGGGGGCCACAGCUGCGCCCUGAAAGCUGACGGCACCGGGGCCUGCUGGGGCUUCAACGAGUACAACCAGACUGAUGUGCCGGACGUCCUGUUCCGCCAGCUAGCCCCAGGUUACCUGCACACCUGCGGCCUGAAUCUUCAGAAUGAGACUGUCUGCUGGGGUCAGAAGCGUGGGGACAACAAGCCACCGCCAGGACGCUUCAAGCAGAUCUCCUCCCGUGGACCCUUCACCUGUGCGCUGGAGACGUCAGGCAGGGCGGUAUGCUGGCCGCAAGCCGAGCAGAGGCGCGACGGGGAAGCGCUUCAAACGGAUCAGGUACUCUGA
Effrenium voratum is the source of this 750-nucleotide messenger RNA. The record is from the annotation of a GenBank genome assembly. NCBI's taxonomy places the organism in Eukaryota, Dinophyceae, Suessiales, Symbiodiniaceae.